Arvicanthis niloticus (Nile rat) is the source of this 1800-nucleotide messenger RNA. The record is from RefSeq and is a predicted model, not a curated record. NCBI's taxonomy places the organism in Eukaryota, Metazoa, Chordata, Mammalia, Rodentia, Muridae.
AUGCCUAGUCAGGGAGAAGAUUGUUAUUUCUAUUUCUAUUCGACAUGCACCAAAGGUGACAGCUGCCCAUUCCGUCACUGUGAAGCUGCACUAGGACAGGAAAAUGUCUGCACCCUCUGGCAAGAAGGCCGCUGUUUCCGACGGGUGUGCAGAUUUCGCCACAUGGACAUUGACAAAAAACGAAGUGAAAUUCCUUGCUAUUGGGAAAAUCAGCCAACGGGGUGUCAGAAAGUAAAUUGUGCUUUCCACCACACCAGAAGUCGUUAUGUUGAUGGCGUGUUCCUACCUCCAAGCAAAACUCUGUUACCCACUGUGCCCGAGUCACAAGAAGUAAAGGCUAGCCAGCUCACGGGUCACCGGAACAAGUUGUUUGUUCAACCUAACUCCUCUCUUCAGCUUCGGAGUGAAAUGAAAGUAGAGAGUUCACGAAAAGUUUUCAUCCCCAAACAUCCGACUGUUAUAAUCAAUAUUGCAGAUGAUGAUGACGAUGACGACGACGACGACGAUGACGAUGGUGAGUUUUCUGAGGAGGUCGAGGAAAGCAAAACACCUGCCCUGCAAUCAACUCCUGACAUCCAUAAUGGAUUACCAGUGGCUUCUGCCCACAAACCUGGAGUCAGUUUAAAGCAAGGCGAAUGUUUGAAUUUUAGAAUAAAAACUCUUGAGGAAAUUAAAUCAGAGAAGAUGAAGGAAAAAUCCAAGAAGGAAGGUGGCUCCUCGGGAGUUUCCAGUGUUUUGCAUCAGCCUCAGUCCAAUCUAGGCCCGAAGAAGAAUAUUCAGACACUGGUGAGGACUGUAAAUCUAUCAAGCAAACAGGAAGAGCCCUUGGUUAGACUGAGUCUUACUGAGAGACUGGGGAAACGAAAACUUUCAGUGGGUGGUGACAGUGAUCUCCCAUUAAAGCGAAGCCUUGCACAGAGGCUGGGAGAAAGAGUGGAAGCACCGGAAACUGACAUGGAUAAAGCACCAAAGAAAAUGCGAGUUCAUAACGUCGGUGAGAUUCACGUGAAGGCUUUCGAAGAGAUUCUUCUCGACAGAGCCAGUCAGAAACGUGGAGAACUGCAGACGAAACUGAAGGCAGAAGAACCUGCAGGAGCUGAUGAUUCUCCAUCAGGAACAGGAAGUUCUUCAGUGCGGAUCAAAACCUUCUCUGAGGUCCUGGCUGAAAAGAAACAUCAGCAGCAGGAAAUGGAAAGACAGAAAUCCAAAAAGGAUACCGAUUGCCUGGAGCUAAGAGAAGAUACUGAAGUGAAAAAGACAGCGAGUCUGCCUACUGCUGCUGUUGGCCAAGGGCAACCAGAGGAGCCUGCGGGAAGAGCCAGGUCGACGAAGGAGGUGCUUGUCUCAGUUCCCGAAUUGGCUCCCAAACGCAAGGCUGUGGAGGUGCACUGUGCCCCCAUCGCAGCGGUGAAGCCCUUCAGCUUCAGCAGUGCCCUGCAGGAAAGCCCCACCAAGAAAGCAGCUGUGGCUGUCGUCCCACUCCCCUCGGAGGGUACAUCUGUCACCACGUCUGAGACUUACACAACGAAACACAGUUCUGUGCUGUUUUCAGCCCAAGCUUCUUCAGAACCCUUGCUCCCAGAAGGAUCUGGCCCUUCCUCAUCCCAGAUGGCAACAAAACCACACUGUCUGAGCUCUUCCGCGACCGGAAAGCCUCCACUUUCUGUGGAAGAUGAUCUUGAGAAACUAAUAUGGGAAAUUUCAGGGGGCGAACUAGAAGCUGAGAUGGACUUGGAUCCUGGGAAAGAUGAAGAUGACCUUCUGCUUGAGCUCUCAGAGAUGACUGACAGUUUAAGCUGA